This is a messenger RNA of Theobroma umbraticum, 1305 nucleotides long. Lineage: Eukaryota; Viridiplantae; Streptophyta; Magnoliopsida; Malvales; Malvaceae. The record is from RefSeq and is a predicted model, not a curated record.
UUUCGAUCUUGUCGACAAUUAAAUAUUGUCCUCCUUACCCUACAAAUUAUGUUUAUACUCAAUAUUGGUUGCUUAUAGGAUUUGCCUACUGUAAAGAACUAGUCAAGAGUAAUUGCCAUCAAAUGGUAUUGUUGCCUUCUCUCAAUCAGGCCACACCCCAAGCCUAGAUACAAAACUCAAACCCCAGUUUUGAUAUGGCUGCCCAUUUGCUCUCUCCGAAACUUGAUAACCCCAGCACCCAAAAUAAGCGAGAAGAUGCAAACCUUUCAUCAGAAAGUGGUGCCAUUGAAAUGGCCUACCAUAAGAAAUAUAGAGAAAUACUCCCAACUCUCCCAAUAGGCAAAGCUUGGAUGAUCACUGAACAUCUAGUUCAAUACCAAGGUUCUUGGCUUUCGCCUAACCUUGCCUUGAAAGGUAUCAUUUGGAUCCAAGAUGAAUUCAAGGUUCAACCGACUGAUAUAUUCUUAGCUUCAUUUCCAAAAACUGGCACCACAUGGCUCAAAGCACUUAUUUUUGCUACCAUUAACCGAACCCGCUGUGAUUUAUCCACUCACCUUUUACUCACUAGAAGCCCCCAUGAAUGUUUUCCAUUCUUGGAUGCUUACGUACAUAAGAGCCAUGAAACUAUUUCUGGUCUUGAUGCUCUUCCUCCACCGCGCCUCUUCUCAAUUCAUUUCUCUCAUACUUUGUUACCCAAUUCGAUGAUUACUUCUGGCUGCAAAUUUGUUUACAUUUGUCGCGACCAAGAUGUUCUGGUUUCAAAGUGGUUGUUCUCCAACAAGUUGAGGUCCAAGGAGCUGCCACCCCUUUCGUUACAAGAGGCAUUUGAGUUGUUUUGUCAAGGGAUAUCGCAUUUUGGACCCUACUGGGAUCAUGUUUUAGGGUAUUGGAAAUGGAGCUUAGAAAACCCAGAAAAAAUCUUGUUCUUGAAGUAUGAGGACUUGAAGAAGGAUCCCUCGGCUGUUGUUAAGAGAUUAGCCGAAUUUCUGGGAGUACCUUUUUCACUGGAGGAAGAGGAUAAGGGAGUGGUCCAAGAAACAAUAGGACUCUGUAGUUUUGAGACUUUGAGCAACUUGGAAGUCAACAAGACAAAGACACACAAAUUCAAGAGUGAUCUGGUUAUGGAUAACAACAUCUUCUUCAGGAAAGGUCAAACUGGAGAUUCCAAGAAUCAUUUAACAAAUGAAAUGAUACAACAUUUAGACAAGAUAACACAAGAGAAGUUAGCUGGUUCUGGACUAACAUUUGUUAGCUAAGCACAAGUUAAUUUGUUGAUUGAUAUGUGUCUUCUUUUCAUCUAUGUUU